CUACCCUUCUCAUCCUCUACCCCUGCUCUACCCUCCCUUUCCUUCCUCGUUGGGCUGAUAUUAUAUAAAGACAUUCAACUAUUCCUAUCUCCUUGGGCCGUGCCUUUGUUCAUCUUCUCUCUCUACCUGCCAACUAGCUGUGAAGCCAUGGCUCUGCAACUAUGGGAGACUCUGAAGGAAGCCAUCGUGGCUUACACUGGCUUCUCUCCGGCCACCUUCUUCACCAUCCUCGCCUUGUUCUUCGCCGCUUACUAUGCCGUUUCGGGUCUUUUUGGGCCGACUGACCCUCCCCCUAGGCCGAGGAAUUUGGAGGAGAUGGUGCAGCCUCUGCCUCCGCCGGUUCAGGUUGGUGAGAUUUCCGAGGAGGAGCUCAAAGUCUAUGAUGGCUCCGAUCCCAAGAAGCCUUUGCUUAUGGCUAUCAAGGGUCAGAUCUAUGACGUGUCUCAGAGCAGGAUGUUUUAUGGACCUGGGGGACCAUACGCUCUAUUUGCUGGCAAAGAUGCUAGCAGAGCUUUAGCAAAAAUGUCCUUUGACGAGAAAGAUCUCACUGGGGAUAUCUCUGGUCUCGGCUCAUAUGAGCUUGGAGCCUUGCAGGAUUGGGAAUACAAGUUUAUGAGCAAGUACGUCAAGGUUGGAACUGUCAAAAGGCCUGUUCCAGUAACUGAAGCUGAAACAAAUGGCGAACCGUCGGGAUCCACUACCGGUGAUGGUGCCGAGGUGGCUGCUAAGCCUAUCGGAGAUGGCCCUUCAGAAAUUUCGACCGUUAAAAGCGAUGAAGCCCCAUCAAAAGUCGAAUAAAACGGUCGGGUUAAGUUGAAUUGUCAUUGCUGCAACCAUCUUUGCUUGUCAGGUAAUCAAACUCUGUAGGAGCUGCUGAGAAGAAGACUCGAGAUUGGCCCUCUCCGCGAAUGUGUAUUAGAACCCUCCAUACAGAUUUUCAUUUAGCAUAGGCAACUUAUUGUAAUGGGACGAACGUUUGUUGAAUAAAUUAAAUAAUGAGUCUUGAGUGGUAAACCUCAGUUUUACGAGUUUCAA
Neltuma alba is the source of this 1035-nucleotide messenger RNA. RefSeq names its product membrane steroid-binding protein 1-like. The transcript is spliced from 2 exons. Bases 148 to 798 code for a protein of 216 amino acids. NCBI's taxonomy places the organism in Eukaryota, Viridiplantae, Streptophyta, Magnoliopsida, Fabales, Fabaceae. The record is from RefSeq and is a predicted model, not a curated record. Gene Ontology annotation, cellular component: endoplasmic reticulum; endomembrane system; membrane.